Molecule: messenger RNA, 771 nt
Organism: Gymnodraco acuticeps
Lineage: Eukaryota; Metazoa; Chordata; Actinopteri; Perciformes; Bathydraconidae
Product: spermatid perinuclear RNA-binding protein-like
Exons: 5
Coding region: 39-626 (195 amino acids)
Biological process (GO): RNA processing; adenosine to inosine editing
Cellular component (GO): cytoplasm; nucleolus
Molecular function (GO): double-stranded RNA adenosine deaminase activity; double-stranded RNA binding; tRNA-specific adenosine deaminase activity
Source: RefSeq, a predicted model, not a curated record
AUUUGAUCAUGCUGCUCCCUCUCUAGGUUCUCCAGGCGAUGGGCUACCCAACAGGGUUCGACUCAGACCUGGACCCCAUGAGUUCAGACGAGAAGUCGGUCGGGGAGGGGAAGAGCGAGACGUCAUCACACACGAGCAAUAACCCAACACACACCUCGGACAAUUCCAACGCACUGGAGGUGCGAACUCAGGGUCCGAUACUGACGGCGAGUGGGAAGAACCCCGUCAUGGAGCUAAACGAAAAGAGACGAGGCCUCAAAUACGAACUCAUCUCUGAAAGUGGAGGCAGUCACGACAAACGCUUUGUUAUGGAGGUGGAGGUUGAUGCACAGAAGUUUCGUGGGGCAGGCCCCAAUAAAAAAGUAGCAAAGGCCAGUGCUGCUCUAGCGGCUCUAGAAAAACUCUUCUCUGGUCCAAAUGCAGCUGUAAACAAGAAAAAGAAGAUAUUGCCUCAGCAUGUCUUUGUCCAGACAAAAGGAGUCCUGGCGGCCGCCGCCGCCGCCUCAGCAGUAGCAGCUCAGGUCGCCCGAAGAAGAGGAAGAGCAGCCCUCGCGAGAGGAGCCUUCGUCAGCGCCGCCGCACCAGGAUAUGUCACUCCAGGGCCGACCAGGACAAGGUCAUUUUAGGGAAUAAGGUCCAGUUAACUCUGUCGAUUUUAUAUCAGGUAGAGUAAAUUGAUAAAUAUGAUGCAGUGUAAUAAACACAAACACACAAUCAAGUGAACACACGCACACACCCUGAGGUAAUAGGUUGGACUUUCAUUUUGGACUU